AUGUCACAGUACAACGGCCUCACUGAUCCCUUCAUCCAUAUGGACACCUUCAACAAAGUCACUAACCACAAGGGAUUCGAUGACGCCACCCUCUGCCACUUAUUCAGUGAGACGUUGGAUAGUGAGGCAAUGAGCUGGUUCUUCGAGUGCCCACCAGGAUCCAUCGACCCAUUCCAUGCACCAUCAAACGCUGUCCUGUCGCGGUUCAUCCUAUUGGCCGCCGAACAUCACAACACUAGCCAAUUGUUUAGCGUCAAACAGGGCGCAGAGGAAACGCUAAAGGCAUUUGUCACUAGGUGGAGAGCAGUGGCAUCUCGGUGCCGCGAUCUUGAUAAAACAAUGGCACUGGUAGCCUUUAAGCAAGGACUCCUAAAGGGACCAUUUCUCUAUCAUCUCAACUACAAUUAUCCAAAUGUCGCAUAUGACCACGUCAUAAGAGAGGCCGUCCUCCACGUGCUGGCAGAAUUCAUCACAUACGGAGAAACCCCACCACCUCCGCCAACGCCAGCAAAGUCCACUCGGCCUUCCUCCAACCAGCAGGAGACCACUAACAAAACCCCUGCCACACCGCUGACUGACAAAAAGAGAGAGUGGCAACAAAACAACUACCAAAGCAAGCGGCAAAAGGACCAACAUUACCACAGCAAGAGCAAUCGCUCAUCCCACGGGGAUAACCGUAGCAAACAGACGGAGUCCUUCAAGCAGUAUGCAGUGUUAACAGUCCUCACGGCCUCGUAUGAAGAGAUAUACGAUCAAUGCAAGGACCAAAUCUCACCGCCACCACCAAGAAAAUACCCGAGGAUGGGAAAACCGAGGAACACCUGCAAGUGGUGCAAGUACCACGAGGACAGCGGUCACAACACAACCAAUUGCAAUGCUCUGAAAACGGCAAUCAAGACUUUGUAUCGAGAUGGCAAACUGGAACAGUUCAAGGUACGAUAA
Molecule: messenger RNA, 942 nt
Organism: Rosa chinensis
Lineage: Eukaryota; Viridiplantae; Streptophyta; Magnoliopsida; Rosales; Rosaceae
Exons: 1
Coding region: 1-942 (313 amino acids)
Source: RefSeq, a predicted model, not a curated record